CGGUCCCAAAAUGGGACGCAAGCUGGUCACCUUUCUACUUCUUUUCUUUCUGGAAUCAGGUCUUGGAGACCCCCUGGAUGACUACGUGAAUACCCAGGGGGCGUCUCUGUUAAGCCUCACCAAGAAGCAGCUGGCAGCAGGAAGCAUAGAGGAAUGUGCAGCAAGAUGUGAGGAGGAAAGAGGGUUCAUUUGCAGGUCAUUCCAAUAUCACAGUAAAGAGCAGCAAUGUGUGAUCAUGGCUGAAAACAGCAAGAAUUCGCCUGUCUUCAGGAUGAGAGAUGUGGUUUUAUUUGAAAAGAAGAUCUAUCUUUCAGAGUGCAAGACUGGAAACGGGAAGAGCUACAGGGGGACAAUGUCCAAGACGAAGAAAGGUGUCACCUGUCAAAAAUGGAGUGACAGCGCUCCGCACACACCUAACUACUCACCUGAUAAGUACCCUUUGGAGGGGCUGGAAGAGAACUACUGCAGGAACCCCGACAAUGAUGAGAAAGGACCCUGGUGCUACACCACGGACCCCAACGUGAGGUUCGACUACUGCAACAUUCCAGAGUGUGAAGAUGAAUGUAUGCACUGCAGUGGAGAAAACUACGAGGGCAAAAUUUCCAAGACUGUCUCUGGAAUCGAAUGCCAGUCCUGGAACUCUCAAACCCCACACGCCCAUGGGUAUAUUCCGGCCAAGUUUCCAAGCAAGAACUUGAGGAUGAAUUACUGCCGUAACCCCGACGGGGAGCCCCGCCCAUGGUGUUUCACCACAGACCCCAACAAACGCUGGGAGUUCUGUGACAUCCCGCGCUGUACAACACCACCACCAGCUUCUGGCCCAACGUAUCAGUGCCUGAAAGGCAAAGGUGAAAACUACCGAGGGCAGGUGUCUGUCACUGUGUCUGGACAUACUUGUCAGCGCUGGAGCGAACAGACCCCUCACAAGCACAACAGGACCCCUGAAAACUUCCCUUGCAAAAAUUUGGAAGAAAACUACUGUCGCAACCCUGAUGGAGAAACAUCUCCGUGGUGCUACACAACCGACAGCGAAGUGAGGUGGGAGCACUGCACGAUCCCGUCCUGUGAGUCCUCUCCAGCGUCCUCAGAACAACUGGAUACUCCAGUACCACCUGAACAGACUCCUGUGGUCCAGGAGUGUUACCAGGGCAAUGGACAGAGUUACCGAGGCACGUCAUCUACCACAAUCACGGGAAAGAAGUGUCAGUCUUGGUCAUCUAUGGUACCGCAUCGACAUUCGAAGACCCCAGAACACUACCCAGAAGCGGGCCUGACGAUGAACUACUGCAGGAACCCGGAUGGCGACAAGAGCCCUUGGUGUUACACCACUGACCCGAGUGUCCGCUGGGAAUUCUGUAACUUGAAAAAAUGUCCAGACCGAGAAGAUAGUGCCGCCAAUUCCCCGACCGUUCCCCAGGUUCCGAGUGCAGAGGAACCUUCCGAGUCAGACUGCAUGUUUGGGAAUGGCAAAGGAUACCGGGGCAAGAAGGCGACCACCGUUACGGGCAUCCCCUGCCAGGAGUGGGCUGCCCAGGAGCCCCACAGACACAGUAUUUUCACGCCCAAGACAAAUCCACAGGCAGGUCUGGAGAAAAACUACUGCCGCAAUCCUGAUGGCGAUGUCAAUGGUCCUUGGUGCUACACCACGAGUCCAAGGAAACUCUUUGACUACUGUGAUGUCCCUCUAUGUGCCUCCGGUUCAUUUGACUGUGGGAAGCCCCAGGUGGAGCCGAAGAAAUGUCCGGGAAGGGUUGUAGGUGGAUGUGUGGCCAACCCACAUUCUUGGCCCUGGCAAAUCAGCCUUAGAACAAGAUUUGGAAAGCACUUCUGUGGAGGUACUUUAAUAGCCCCAGAGUGGGUGUUGACAGCUGCCCACUGCUUGGAGAGAUCCUCAAGGCCUGCAGCGUAUAAGGUCAUCCUGGGUGCGCACCAAGAAAGAAAUCUUGAAACGGAUGUUCAGGAUAUAGAGGUGUCCAAGCUGUUCUUGGAGCCGACACGUGCCGACAUCGCCUUGCUGAAGCUAAGCAGGCCUGCCGUCAUCACCCCCAAAGUGAUCCCAGCUUGUCUGCCCCCUGCAAAUUAUGUGGUUGCUGACCGGACAUUAUGUUACAUCACUGGCUGGGGAGAAACCCAAGGGACCUUUGGCGCGGGGCUCCUCAAGGAAGCCCAGCUCCCUGUGAUUGAAAAUAAGGUGUGCAAUCGCUACGAGUACCUCGGCGGAAGGGUCAAGUCCUCAGAGCUCUGUGCCGGGGAUUUGGCUGGAGGCACCGACAGUUGUCAGGGUGACAGUGGAGGGCCUCUGGUUUGCUUUGAGAAGGACAAGUACAUUUUACAAGGAGUCACCUCUUGGGGUCUUGGCUGUGCCCGCCCCAAUAAGCCUGGUGUCUAUGUUCGUGUUUCAAGUUUUGUUACUUGGAUUGAAGGAAUCAUGAGAAAUAAUUAACUGGAUGGGAGACAGAGCAAAGCGUCUACACUUCUAGAAGCUGGAGCAUGGGCAGGGAAUUUGUCAUGCUCAGAAAUGAUUGACAGUAAUCAAACCAAGAGACUGUCCUUAUAUUGCCCACUGCUAAGCCUCAACAGUCUUUCCAUAUUAUUGUGGAUAAAUCGUUCCUGUCCGUGGACUGCUGGAUUCUGUAAGAAUAAAGUAACAACACAUUUAUAACCUGUGUUGAAAAUAAACUCUGUACUUCCUUUGACUUAA
Molecule: messenger RNA, 2701 nt
Organism: Suricata suricatta (meerkat)
Lineage: Eukaryota; Metazoa; Chordata; Mammalia; Carnivora; Herpestidae
Gene: PLG
Product: plasminogen
Exons: 19
Coding region: 11-2443 (810 amino acids)
Biological process (GO): proteolysis
Cellular component (GO): extrinsic component of plasma membrane
Molecular function (GO): serine-type endopeptidase activity; signaling receptor binding
Source: RefSeq, a predicted model, not a curated record